Molecule: messenger RNA, 1416 nt
Organism: Vitis vinifera (wine grape)
Lineage: Eukaryota; Viridiplantae; Streptophyta; Magnoliopsida; Vitales; Vitaceae
Exons: 2
Coding region: 1-1416 (471 amino acids)
Source: RefSeq, a predicted model, not a curated record
AUGUCGGGCUAUAACGUGGAGGAGACUAGCGAGCAAACCCAUGGAAGGGAGAUUGAGCCUACUGGACGGGGCAAGGGCAGGAAGGAUAAGUCUCGUGACGCCUUAGCCAACAUGAAGGCAAGGCUAGCCAAGGUGGAGUUAGCCAUGGUAGACACCCGAGAAGGGGUGGACUUGAUCGAGCAAGCCACUAAGGUACGCACCGCGACCCUCUACCUUACUGAUAAUGCUACUCUAUGGUGGCGUCGACGGUUUGCCGACAUAGAGAAAGGGACGUGCACCAUAGACACAUGGGAUGCCUUUAAGAGAGAAAUCAAAAGGCAAUUCUAUCCCGAAGAUGUGGCUUACCUAGCAAGGAAGAGUAUGAAGCGUCUCAAGCACACGGGCUUGAUCCGUGAGUAUGUCAAGGAGUUCUCUACGCUUAUGCUUGAGAUACCCAACAUGGCCGAGGAGGAGCUACUAUUUAACCUCAUGGACAACUUGCAAAGCUGGGCCGAGCAAGAAUUGAGGAGACGUGGUGUCCAAGACCUAGCCACGGCCAUGGCAGUAGCAGAGUCCUUGGUAGAUUAUAGAAGGGGAGACUCCUCCACGCCUAAGCCACCAUCCAAGGGUAACCAAGCCAAAGGUGGGGGAGAUAAGGAAUCACGUGACUACGCUUGUAAGGAAGGAACAAGCAAAGGCCCUAGUGGCAAGGAUGGCAAAGGCAAGGAUAAGCGGAAGGAGUUCACGCCCAAGACCAAUUGGGUACGGGACUGUCCCAAGAGGAAAGCCCUAAAUGCUAUGAUUGAGGAAAAAGAGAAGGAGGGUGAUGCUCAGGUGGGAUCGUUGCAACUCCUAAACGCUCUCAAGGCCAAGCCGAUGCCUAAGAUGCCUCAAAGCAAAGAGCUAAUGUACGUAGAGGCCCUUAUGAAUGGAAAGGCCACCAAGGCCUUAGUGGACACUGGUGCCACUCAUAACUUUGUCUCGAAGGAUGAGGCAAGAAGGCUGGGGCUCCAAGCAUCCAAAGAAGGGGAUUGGCUCAAGGAAAUUAAUUCAGCUACCAAGCCAUCACAUGGAGUAGCUUUCAGGGUGACUAUACACAUCGGCUCAUGGGAAGGAAGGGUCGACUUCACCGUGGCACCCAUGGACGACUUCAAGAUGGUACUAAGGAUGGACUUCUUACAGAAGAUCAAGGCUGUGCCACUGCCUUUCCUAUGCUCAAUGGCUAUCCUAGAGGAGGAGAAACCAUGCAUGGUCCCUACGGUCACCGAAGGUACGCUUAAGACCCCUAUGCUAUUAGCUAUGCAAGUUAAGAAGGGGUUAAAGAGGAAAGAGGUGACCUACCUCGCCACUCUAAAGGAAGAAAGGGAUGAUGGGUCGGGUCGGGAGAACCCUUGCCUAAGGAAAUCGAGGGGGUUCUUGAUGAGUUCAAGGACGUGA